AUGGCUUGUUUCCCUACGAAUAGGUCUCUGCUCAACCCCAAGUUUGAAGGGUACAAGCUCUCACCGCUCGCGCAAGACGAGCACAUUACACGAUUUCCUUUGACAGCGUACCCGACACAAGCAAAUGUUUCUGGAAGGUCGCGGACACCGCUGUCGUUCGAGGAAGUUCAAUCACGUAUAACGCAUAAUCAUCUAACGAUUUCGCGGGAUUCGAGUGAGUCGGUCUAUGUGGAUGAUGAUCUGAAUGUCAUUCGUAUUGUUUUGAAUCCGGAUUUGACGCCAACAUUCUCUACUCUCAGCGAACUACCCAAACCUAUACAAAGUGAUGACUUGGUCGAGAAUCAACAUAGGGAGUAUCCGUCUGCUGUUUCGUUGGGAGAUACGUUAUUGGUCUCUGAUGGAACUGGGUUAUUGUACGUCCUCUCCGAGACUAGAGAGGACAAUCGGAUCGUAGCGCUUUACCAUCUACCUGAUGACAAAGCUUCUUCUACCUCUGCGUAUACGCCCUUCAGACUUCACGCAGCACAAACCAAGGAUCCCGGCGUUGCGGUUUGCGUACUCUCGUGUCGGCAUGUUCCCACCGAAUCGCUCAGUAGUUCGGAGUCUCAAACUCAGAAGAAGAGUCGAACGACGAAAGCUGAACCCUCUCACUUUGAUGUUCUUCUCGCAGAGGUCUCAGUAGAUACGCCAUCUGACGACGCUCAGCCUCUCAAGAUAAUCUGGAAAGGAAGAGGGGAUGACGUCCCGAGCCACGUAGGCUAUGAUACUUCACGCGGAGCGUUCUUCAUACUCGGGAAAUCGUGGUACAGAGUGGGCAUAGUAACUCCACCAACUUAUGAGCCAACUCCCGAAGAACUAGCACCUAUACCUCGAGCUGGGGAAGUCUUAGCACCAGACGGACCAAUAAAGCCUCCACCAUAUUCAUGGACUCAAACACAAGACUCAGUAACAGUAGCCUUCGCUCUCCCCUCUAACGUCCCUAAAUCCGCGAUACACGUCACGCUAACCGCAAAGACACUUUCAUUACUAGUCAAGCACGAACUACCAAUGUCCGCUUCGCUCCCGCGUUAUUCACUCAAGCAAUUGUGGGAUGGGAUCAACCCAUCUUCGAGCUUUUGGACGUGGGACCGAGAAGCGGAGAGGGAGUUUGGGUUGCUCACGCUGCAUUUGGAUAAACAGCACGAAGGGACUCGGUGGGCUCAAGUAUUCGCGAGCGCAGGGAUGAACGCAUCGAGUGAACGUACGGAUACAACAGACGAAGAAGUACCCGAGACGCUCGACCCAUCCGAACUAUACCUCAUCCGUGAAGCACUGGAGAAAUACACCAGCUCCCUACAGCUCGGAGGUGGAGACGCGAGUGGACUGGGACUUGGUGAAGGCGUACCGAGCCUUGCGGAGGGUGAACUGGACGAUAGUGUGGAUAGUUCCGUUGGGCGACGAGUGGCUGUUACGUGGGUAACUCCUGAUGGUCUCGUACCAGAAUGGGCAUCGAGCGUAAGAGAGGAAAACGCAAGUGCUUCGGUACUUUCUGUCCCUGUACCAGGGUUACGAGAAUCCGAACCCUCGCUAGUAAUCAAAAGCGACAUCGACGGUUUACUCUUCACCUUACCACCCUCUACAAACAAAGAAGAAACAUGGAAAUGGAAGCAUACAUCAACCUACCCAGCCCUCUCCUUCGUCCUAGCAUCCAAACGCGAUACUCGCUUCACAUUCCACAUCUCCUCACUCGCUGUCCUCGCUUUCGAGUCUGGUACGAGCACAGGCGGUGGGAACGUCUACAUUUACCGGGGCUCUCCCGGUGAGACUCAGAAAUCCACGUGGGCGAAACAAGCUGUGUUGAAAGUGAGUGGAGGGACGUCGGGUGCGUUGCUCGGCGUUGGAGCUUUACGACUGCAACAAGAGACAUCAACUACAAAGGAUGGAUUUGUAUUACUUUGUCUAUGUGAGAGGGAGUUAAUAGUCGUGAAAGACAUACUAUAAUCCAGGUUGAGAAGAGAUUAAAAUUAAUAUACAAAAUAUAUACAU
Molecule: messenger RNA, 2025 nt
Organism: Fomitiporia mediterranea MF3/22
Lineage: Eukaryota; Fungi; Basidiomycota; Agaricomycetes; Hymenochaetales; Hymenochaetaceae
Exons: 2
Coding region: 1-1980 (659 amino acids)
Source: RefSeq, a predicted model, not a curated record